AUGCAUCACAAAAAACAUGAAAUUUGUCAUCAGUUAGUAUCAUCAUCAUCAUCGUAUCAUUAUCGAUUGGCAACAAGGUCUUCAACAUUUAAAUUCAACAAAUCAAUCACAGUCAAACGAUUAAGUAAAACUUCAACAUCAAGAAACGACGAAUCUCGGCUAACUAAUGGACGAUCAAUUGACUGUCAUCAACGUUCAACAUCUAUAACAACUGGCAAUAUUGCCUUAUUAACACAAAAUAAUCAUUCUUCUUCUCCAUUGAAUGUAAAUCGUCGUAGAUCCACGAAUACUUCUAAUAUGACAUCAUAUUCUGCACUUAAACGUAAAACUCAACGAUCUGAUGUAUCAUCAAAUAUAUCUCGAUAUCAAAUUAAUCUUGAACAUGUUCUUGGAUUUACUUCUAUAUCAAAUUCAGUUGUUAGUCAAGAUCGCUCAACAAUAGUUUAUGCUGCUGGUUCCACUGUUGUUCUAUAUGAUAUUCAUACGCAAAAACAAGAUUUUAUUAUUAAUACAGCUCGAAAAGCUAUUACAUCAUUAUCACUAUCACCUGAUGGACGAUAUUUAGCAACAGGCGAAUGUGGUCAUGAUCCUAAAGUACGCAUUUGGGAUUUGACUGGUGAUAAAACAGUUUGUAUUGAAUUGGGUGAUCAUAAAUUUGCUAUUGAUUGUGUGUGCUUUUCGCCAAAUGUUGAUCGUCUAGUUUCGAUUGGAUCUUUACAUGAUGGAAAUAUAUAUGUAUGGAAUUGGAAAGAUAAAAAAAAACUUGCAUCAAAUAAAUGUACAUGCGCUAUUCGUCGUGUUGCUUUCGCUGAAGAUGGAAGUUAUUUUGUUACAGUUGGUAAUCGUUAUGUGAAAUUUUGGUAUUUAAUAUCAACAUCAUCAUUGGAAGUUGUACCAUUACGUGGUCGUUAUGCAAUUUUAACUGAACGUAAAGAUAAUUUAUUUACUGAUGUUGUUUGUGGACGUGGUGAUUGUGCUGGUAUGACUUAUGUUAUAACAGCUAAUGGUCUUAUGUGUCAAUUCGAUGAACAACGACAAAUGCGUGGUGAACGUGAUCUUCAAGAAAAAGCAAAUUGUUUAGCUAUUGGUGAUUUAUAUCUUGUGGUUGGAUGUUCUAAAGGUGCUGUUUAUAUAUUUUCACCACAAACUCUUCAAUAUAUUAUGUCGAUUCCUUUACCACAUUAUUUGGGUGUUGAUAUUGCAUUUAUUACAUCGAUUGAUCAAAUGACGCAUCCACAACAACAAAAUAUGUCUUUUCCUGAUACAAUUGCUAUUUGUUUAGAUGAAGAUAAAUCUGUGCUAACAUGUUUCUAUAAUGAUCAUAGUUUUUAUAUAUGGGAUAUUAAAAAUGAACGAUCAAUAAAAAAACGUGAUUCUCAUCUGUAUCAUUCAGGUUGUGGUUGGGAAAUUGAAACUUAUUCAAAAAUGAACACAUCACCUUCGAUUCUUCCACAUUUAUCAUUUAUAACAUGUUCAUCUGAUAAUUCUAUACGUUUUUGGUCAUUAAAUCAUAAGGAAACUGAUUCACAUUUUACUUCAUCAUCAUCAUCAUCAUCAUUAUCUUCAAAUAUAUUUAGUAGACAAUUAAUGAAAAUUGUUUAUUUAGAUGAUGAUUAUUCAAAAUUAUGUCACAGUCAAACAACACAAGAACGACCUGAAUUUGUACCAAAAAUUGGUGGUCGUUGUAUGAAAAUAAAUCCCGAUGGUUUAUCAUUAGCAAUAGGUGACAGAAAUGGAAAUAUUCACAUAUUUAAUAUGGAAAUAUUUCAACAAAUUGCACUUAUUGAAGCACAUGAUAGUGAAGUACUUAGUGUUGAUUACAGUUAUUCAUCUGAUAUGAGUGUGACAUUGUUGGCAUCAAGUAGUCGUGAUCGUUUUAUUCAUAUAUUUGAUGUAACAAAAGAUUAUCAACUUGUUGCAACAUUAGAUGAUCAUUCAGCAGCUAUAACAACUAUUCGUUUUACAUUUUCAUCAAUAACUUCGAAUUUACAAUUAAUUUCAUGUAGUGCCGAUAAGUCAUUGAUAUUUCGUUCAGUUACAAAAAAUGAAAAUGGAAAAUAUCAAUUUAUGCGUUCCAAUAAUAUUGUUGAAAAACAAACAUUUUAUGAUUUAGCUAUUGAUCAUACACGUGAACUUGUUAGUACAGCUUGUCAAGAUCGAAUGAUAAGAGUUUAUAACUUACAAGAUGGUAAACGAGUACGAACAUGUAAAGGAUCCAUUGGCGACGAUACUGGUUAUUUAAUUAAAAUUGAUUUUGAUACAUCAGGACGAUACUUAGCAACAUCUUGUUCGAAUAAAUGUGUUUAUAUUUGGGAUACAAUAACGACAGAAUGUGUUGCAUCUCUUUGUGGACAUAGUGAAAUUAUUACUGAUUUAAAAUUUAGUCAAGAUGGACAUUAUUUAUAUACGAUUUCGGGUGAUAGCUGUAUUUUUGUUUGGAAUAUUACUGAAUUAGCAAUUGUACCAACAACAUGUCGGAUUCAACCAUUAUCUUCAACGAAAUCAACUGAUCUAGAAAUAACUGAAGUCAAUGAAUCAAUAUCACAAGCAUCAAAUAUUAAUGAUGAACAUCAACGAAAUUUAAAAGGUCAACGAAGUUUAUGGGCAACAGUUGAACCACGUUUACCAUCAUUUGAAUCAAAAUUUAUUCGAACACAAUUAUUUGAUAUCUUUAAUGAAGAUUCAUGUAAUAAAAUGGUUCGUUCAAUAAGUUCACAAGAUGAUGCAUCAGCUUUUCUUGAUGAAGAUGAUGAUCCAACAUUCUCAACAACAAUAAAUAGUACAAAUGGAAAAAUGAAUUCAUUUUUUACCGAAAAUUAUGAUCACGAAAAUGUCGCAACUAAUACAAUUAUUAAUAAUGAAGAUAUUUCAUCAAAUGAAAUCAAACAACGAAAAAGUGUGUCAGCUCGUUUUCGUUCGAUUUCAAAAGAUACAAUAACGACUGAUACAUUAUUAACAGCAAUUAAUACAAAUCAAGAAAAUAUGUCUCUAAUUUCAUCAACAACAUCCCAUCGUCAAAGUAAAUAUAUUCAAUCACGGACAAUGAUUACAACAACAACAAAUGAAUCAAAAAUAACAUCAUCAAAACCAUCAAUAACACGAAAAAUUCUUAAUCGAACACGAUCUGAAGAUCGUUCUCGUGGUUCAUCUCUUUCUCUUGUCAAUAAUAUUACAGAUACAACAUCAUCAUCAUCAUCUUCUAAUUGUCAAUUACCAUCAUAUGCUGCUCAUACAUCAAGUUCAAUAAAUAAACUUCGUGAAAAUACAAUGUCAGUAACUUUACCUCCGCCGGUAAUUCCUCUUCUUUCAUCAAUCUCAAAUUCUUCAUUAGCUAUUUCUUCUUCCCAAACACGUCGGAUUCCAUCAGUUGUUUCUCUUGAUACUCGUUUACCAUCUACUAAAAAUAUAUCAAAAUCUCGUUCAACACAAAAUCUUAUUCUUCCAACAACAGUUAUACCGAAUUCUAGCAUUCAGAAAUCUAAAUUAUUAUCAUCACGUCGAGUGAAAAAUCCCCGUGUUCCUCGACGACCACCUAAUUUACCAAUAACAACAACAAUAGCGACAACAAAUACUCAAUCAUCAUCUUCACCAUCAUCAUCGAAUAGUUCAUCUCCAACAAAAACAAAACAACAUCUUCCAUCUUGUUUACAAGAUUCUAUUUUACCAUUACGUGAAUUAGAUAAUUCAACAAAUGAUCUUAUGCCAAAAUGGGCACAAGAUUGUUUCUAUCGAACAGUUGUACUUGGUUUAAAACCAUUACUUUUACAAGAUAUUCCAUCAUCACCACUAAAAUAUUCAACUAGUACAUCAUCUAUUGAAAGUUCUGAUUCAUUAGAAGCAACAAGUGAAUUAUUAAAUAAUCAAAAACAAAUUAAAGUACGACGAAGUAUAUCAAUAUCAGAUUAUAAACCAAUUGAAAUAAAAACAAACAAAGAAAAGUAUCAAGAACGAUAA
Molecule: messenger RNA, 3954 nt
Organism: Rotaria sordida
Lineage: Eukaryota; Metazoa; Rotifera; Eurotatoria; Philodinida; Philodinidae
Source: the annotation of a GenBank genome assembly